Messenger RNA from Spodoptera frugiperda (fall armyworm), 2401 nucleotides. It is a transcript of the gene Snup, whose product is annotated as snurportin-1. Lineage: Eukaryota; Metazoa; Arthropoda; Insecta; Lepidoptera; Noctuidae. The record is from RefSeq and is a predicted model, not a curated record. Gene Ontology annotation, cellular component: nucleus; cytoplasm. The coding region runs from base 205 to 1278 and encodes 357 amino acids. Gene Ontology annotation, biological process: snRNA import into nucleus. The transcript has 8 exons.
UACAUGUGUAUUAUUUGAUGUGAAUGUGUUAUCAAUGAACUAAUAUCUGAUUGAGCGACAAAAUAAAUAAAUUUGGGUUAUCGAAAGUGUUACAGUGUUACAAAUUAUAACACUUUGUAUAUUUACUAUAGACAUCUUCGUGUCCAUAUCUAGGCCGUGUGAAUCUCUGAAUUCUUGACAGAAAAUUAAAUAAGACACGCAAUCAUGGACGAUGUAUUAGAUCAGUUUAAUAAAACUAGUUUUAUUGAUCUGUAUAAGCAAAAAGGGGAUAAUCAAGAGCAGAGAAGAAAAGACCUUCUUGAUGCUCAAAAAUCGCUGCGCAAUAAUUUAUUGGACACAUGUAGAGGAAUCUUGGGAUUAGUAGAUGAGACUGAAAAUGAAGAUGUCUUUCAAGAAAAAAAGGCUUUGUAUAAACCGAAGAUCUUUGUAGCUGGUUUCACUCGGUGCGCAUACAACAAUGUUUUAAUGCUUUCCGAGUGGAUGGUUGAGCAACCUGAAGAUUUCCACGAGAAUUGGUAUGUGGUACCAUGUCCUAAAGGUGUUAGGACACUUGUUGUGGCCAAUAGAGGUACGACGAAACUAUAUUCAAAGUAUGGUCAGUUUAGGGGUGAAUAUAAAACAGCUUUGCCUGGUGGUUCUGGAGCAUUGAAGAACCGAUGCUGUAUCCUGGACUGUUUCCAACCUGAGAACUCAAAUAUUCUGUAUGUUUUGGACCUACUGGCUUGGAAUACUCAGCCAAUGACUGACGGAGAGACACAAUUUAGACAUUUUUGGAUAGAAAGCCACUUCCGAGAGAUACCAGAGUUGGAGAGGAUAUCUAAGAAAAAUAAGUUAAUAUUCAAAAUAUUACCAAAAGUAUUAUGCACGCGGGAGAAUUUUAAUGAAUUUAUGAUGAAAGCACCACACUUUCCAAACUUCAAUCCCCCACUGGAUGGUCUACUCUUCUACCAUAAACUCGCACAUUAUUACUCUGGAGAGACGCCGCUGGUCGGCUGGAUCUACCCUUAUAUGGUGCCAGAAGUAUUUGGAAAAGAUAUCAAAAUAAAUCCAGUGUACAACUUGGAAAAACCUGUUAACUAUGUGAACCAAGCAGAGUUCAUAGCUCGUUUUAAUGAGACGUAUAAAAAACGGACGAAGAAACUCCGAAAUUCUGAUCUACCAAUGGAAACUAUGACUGGCGAAAAUGAAAAUGACAAUACAAAAUCCGAGUCCCAACCAAUGGAUCAGUUAGCCCCAUCAGAAAAGCCUGCAUCUGAAUGUGAAUCUAAUAUGGAGUAAGAAUAAGAACCAAAAUGGUUUGUGUUAAGUUAUUAUUGUUGAAAUAUAUUUCAAGCAAUAUUCUUUAGAUUUUCCUAAAGGAGUCUCGAGUGUUUAAGUAGAUGUACUAGUCUUUAAGUAUAUGACGUGUCUUAAGGAAGUGUUAGGAGCGAAUUUAUUGUGUGAUUUAUGAAUAACUAUCAGUUAUUGGGCUUUGAAAUAUAUCAUUAAAUGUCUAUUCAAUAUCUUACGAUCUUACUAUACCAGUGCUAUGCGUAUAAAAUAAAGCAAAUUCGUACUACGUACCCACAAGCUUGCAACUAUACAAUAGUUUUUUUUAGUAUAUUUUGGUAUGAAGAUCUUUGAUAUCAAAUAGAAGUUCUUAUUAUAUCGUAUAAUGGGGCACAAUAGCCUUAUGGACCUAAAACUACACUAGCGCCACCGAGUUGUCCUGUAUUUUAAAAAUGUUCCUGUAUUUCUUUUUUGUAUAUCACCGUUCGUUUAGGAAUCACAUCAUAAAUUCGUUUCUUUUAAAGGAUUUUGCACUAUUUCUUUGUGAAUGCAGUGCGAAAUAAACUAAGGUGUGAAUGGAAUAACAUUGUGUUAUUGUAUAUGGCUGUUAUUUAAAUGGUGAUAUAUUUUUAAGUAGACAUAAUGUUUAUGUUAAUAUUUUUUAAAUGAAAACCACCUGUUGUUUAUUAUAUUGCUAUUGUGUAAAUUAUAAUGAGGGCUAUUGCUCUUGUGCCCACUAGAUGGCGUUGUUCUAUUGUUUUUAUUUGUUCCUAUUAUCGCUUAAGAUUCGUUAUUUAUAAUGAAUGAGUGUAUGACGAUUAAAUACAUUUAUAGGAUCAAUUUAACUUACAAAAAGGAUCAACGGCCUGUAACAUAUAUUGUCACGUCAUGUAGCAACUACCAUCCAAAUAAAAUCUGAAUAUCUCUAGUUUGUAUGAAAUCUGAGUAUAGGUAUAACGCACCAAUGAUUAGAGUUCAUUAAUAAGAUAAGUAUUUUAAUUUAUUUCUAGUAAGCGAUCUUAGUAAUAAAUUGAUAUUUGUACUCAUAUCUCUGAAAUAAGACUUCAAUUUAUUAUACUCAAAAGUUUGUAAUACUAUACGAUACGCUGGCAAUAAACACAUUAACAGGAAA